UGUUCUUCAUCUUAGAGUAAAACCACAGCACGGCUGACAUGUUGAAUCUACGAUGGAACAGAACUCUGCUGAUUUGUUAACGGAUGCAUUUUCAGACACAUCCCUCCCGUCUUUCCCGGAAGGAGAGUUAGACUUUGAGUCUCUCCAUUUUGAUGAAGCCAUGUCAGACAUUUCUCCUGGGAUGUUACCCGUGCUGAGAGAGGAAGAGGAAGAUGUAGGACAGGAAGAGGAAGAGCCUGGUGGAGAAACUGGAAAUGUAUCUGACCAUAUCUCAGUGGAGACAUAUGAUGUGAGAGUGACUGAAGAGGAUACACAUCAUACUGAUGAGGAAGAGAUGGGUUCAGGAGAAGAGGAGACUCAACAUAUUGAUGAGGAAGAGAUGGGUUCAGGAGAAGAGGAGACUCAACAUAUUGAUGAGGAAGAGAUGGGUUCAGGAGAAGAGGAGACUCAACAUAUUGAUGAGUUAGAGAUACGUUCAGGAGAAGAGGAGACUCAACAUAUUGAUGAGGAAGAGAUAGGUUCAGGAGAAGAGGAGACUCAACAUAUUGAUGAGGAAGAGAUAGGUUCAGGAGAAGAGGAGACUCAACAUAUUGAUGAGGAAGAGAUAGGUUCAGGAGAAGAGGAGACUCAACAUAUUGAUGAGGAAGAGAUAGGUUCAGGAGAAGAGGAGACUCAACAUAUUGAUGAGGAAGAGAUAGGUUCAGGAGAAGAGGAGACUCAACAUAUUGAUGAGGAAGAGAUAGGUUCAGGAGAAGAGGAGACUCAACAUAUUGAUGAGGAAGAGAUAGGUUCAGGAGAAGAGGAGACUCAACAUAUUGAUGAGGAAGAGAUAGGUUCAGGAGAAGAGGAGACUCAACAUAUUGAUGAGGAAGAGAUAGGUUCAGGAGAAGAGGAGACUCAACAUAUUGAUGAGGAAGAGAUAGGUUCAGGAGAAGAGGAGACUCAACAUAUUGAUGAGGAAGAGAUAGGUUCAGAAGAAGAGGAGACUCAACAUAUUGAUGAGGAAGAGAUAGGUUCAGGAGAAGAGGAGACUCAACAUGUUGAUGAGGAAGAGAUAGGUUCAGGAGAAGAGGAGACUCAACAUAUUGAGGAAGAGGCAGAGAUGAUGGACUCAGGAGAAGAGGAGAACACAGGAAUAAAGAACCUUGGCUCCCCUGGGGAUUGGUCUGUGGUUGUUCACUACGAUGAAGAAAGCUGGGAUGGUGCUCUACAGGACAUAGAGAAGAUUGUAACCACAGGACAACCUUUUGCCGAACAAGAGAGUGAAAACCAUAAAGUCAGAAACGUAGAGCAAGGUGCUUACGAGAACAGUGAUGUGAGGUGUUUUGAGGGUGUCACUGAAGAUGGCACCAUGGAGAUCACAGCAGGUAUAUGUGAAGAAGGAGAGAGACGUACGGCUGAAGAAAACCAAGAGGAAUCAUCUGAUUCAGACCUGGAGAUCCUGACUAGCUCCGUCACCAAACAACGGAGAAAAGAGGGAAAUAAAGCAGUGAACUCCCAGCAGACUUUUCCUCAGGAGAAGGAAGAGGAAGAAGAGCGAGAUGAAGAUGGAGCUCCAGAGGUUGUUUCUGAUUGUCCUGAUCCCGCAGCAAGUGUUGCCGACCUGCAUCUUUCAGAAACCAUCUCUGACGUCCCCACUUCUACCCUUCACGGUGAGGCCGGACGCGGUAGAGCAGCCGUGACCAUCUCCAGAGGUACCGGUAACAUGUCAUCAUCUGACUCUGAGGAAAGUUUUCCCGGAGCGUUAUGGACGUCAGAGGCUGAACAAAGAGAGGACAAACGGGAGACUUGGCUUUGGGGUGAGACUGGGCCAGGAACUUCAGAAGAGGAACAUCUUUGCGAAGUUCAGCCGGAGCUAGCAGGAAGGUUGAAGAGCCGCAUUCACACCGAUAUAAGCUGGGACACAGGGGGAAAUAAUGUGGACAGUGGUGGUUUAAUUCAAGAUUACCAGUAUGAAGCGUCUGGAAUCACAGAGAGUGGCGAACUUGCAGGUGAAGAGGAUGAUGAAGAGGAUGAUGAAGAGGAGAAUAGGAGUUGGGAACAAGAGAAAGAGAGAAUCAAGGCAUUCCACAAGUUUUAUUAUGAUGAAGAAGAAGAAGAAAAUGGGGAGAAUACAGGGAGGAAGUCUAGAGUUCAGUUCUGCGUGGAUCCCCUGCCUCAAGUCAUUGAAUAUACUGACAGCAGCAGUGAUGUGGAUUUGGUCGACAGCUCAUCUGACGGAGACGAGGACCUGGAUUCUACAGCAAGGCUUGAAGAGCAGCGUGAGCCUGAGAGACAGAGAAUGAGUUUACCCGAGACUCAGGAGAGUCGGGAGCCACAAGGAGAACUACAAGAUCUCAGCAAAAUGCCUCGGACCCACAGAAAAAGAGACCGGUGUCUGAGGGUGCUGAAGUUACUAGCGAAGAUGACCCUGUUGACAGCGAUUGGACUUUUGGCAUUCUGGUGGACAAGAGACCAACUGGACUUGGACUGGUGACCAAAUUGUAUUUCCUAACGGCUGUACUGUAUCGUACUGUAUCGUCAAUGUGUCUGAAUAUAAUAACAACCUAAAGUAGCAGUAGUUACGUUAAUACGUUAAUUACUUAGUUGUAAGGCUAUCUCCUUAUACUGUAGUUUCUGUCUCUUAUUUUCACCAUGGCAUCGUCUGUAUCAUGUCUUCAUCUGUUCUGUGGAUAAUAAAAAGGGUCUAUUUAUAUUCAA
Messenger RNA from Coregonus clupeaformis (lake whitefish), 2700 nucleotides. RefSeq names its product sarcoplasmic reticulum histidine-rich calcium-binding protein. NCBI's taxonomy places the organism in Eukaryota, Metazoa, Chordata, Actinopteri, Salmoniformes, Salmonidae. The transcript is spliced from 6 exons. The coding region runs from base 53 to 2476 and encodes 807 amino acids. The record is from RefSeq and is a predicted model, not a curated record.